AUGAAGUGCUUAUUCCGUGUUGCAAUCGUGUGUUUCCUUGCCAUUGUCUGUACAAUCAAGGCAGAGGAAGUUCAAAAUGUUCAUGAAGAAGGAAUUGAGACUCAGCUUGCUCAACUAAAGCAGGACUAUGACAGAUUGCUUGAAGAACAGAAGCAGUUAAAAAUGUCUAUCGACGGUUUUGCCAGUGUUCGCACUCUGAGCAAUCUGAAAGUGGAAAUUGAUGAGUGCAACGAGCGAAUCACUGAGCUGAAAAGCAAAGUGAGUAGGAAAACCACGUCGAUUAACAGACUGAUGGGUUCGAUUCUGAAGCUGAAGUCCAAAUCCCACAUGUCCAUCACCCAAUUGUACUUGCUCAAAUUGUCCAGAACGAUCCUUAUCGACUACAUUUAUCCCUUCUUGUUCCGCUUCUUGAAAUACGCCGAUAUCAUCCUUUCCGCCAUUGAAUCGGAUCUCAAAAAAUUCUGGAAGUAUCUGCACACCCUUGACUGGUUCGUUCGCUUUGAAUCCCAGGCGAAGCAAAUUUCUUCGCUUGUCUGGGCCAAACUGAUGGACUAUUGGGGCAUCCUGUGUAAUCAAGUCAAGAUGGUGCAGCAGCGAAUUGGACCGGAGAUUCCGAAUCGAAUCGCGUCGUUCUUCUCUGCUGCUGCGUCCAAGCUGUGGAAUGCGAUUCCUCCGCACUACCAGGAGCAGCUGAAAGAGAUCUACGAGGCUGCGAAGAUCAUCAAGAACCCGAAGGUGUUCGUGUCGAACCUGCAGCAAGCGCUCCAGAUGAGCUUUCAAAUUUCGAUGUAUGCGGAACUGUUCUUCUACUGCUUUAUCCUUGUUUGGAUCUCUCUGCUCGUCACUUCUGUAAUUGGUUAUAGAGAAUUGUGCAUUGUUUGUUGGAACAUUCUUUUUUCUUCCAUCGUGCAUUUGGAGGAGCGAUUCUCUUUUGUGCUAUAG
This is a messenger RNA of Blastocystis hominis, 942 nucleotides long. RefSeq lists its product as hypothetical. The record is from RefSeq and is a predicted model, not a curated record. The transcript has 8 exons. The coding region runs from base 1 to 942 and encodes 313 amino acids. Lineage: Eukaryota; Bigyra; Opalinata; Blastocystidae.